Arabis nemorensis is the source of this 339-nucleotide messenger RNA. The record is from the annotation of a GenBank genome assembly. NCBI's taxonomy places the organism in Eukaryota, Viridiplantae, Streptophyta, Magnoliopsida, Brassicales, Brassicaceae.
AUGAAGAAGAGACUAAGCUUGAAGCAAACCCUGGUGACUCUCUCCGAUGCAUGUUUGUGCAUAAAACAUCUUGAGAGUAACAAGAUUCAAAAUUCUAACACAGAGAUCAAGAACGGAUCUGUAUUUCCCGAGGAUGAUUCGGUGUCUGAAGAAAAGGCUGUAGCAGGAGGAAGGAGAAUCAAAGUGGUGAUAACUAGGAAACAGUUAGAUCGCUUGUUGGCGAAGCAAGUUUCGUUGGAGCAGCUGCUAUUUGUUAAUCAGAGAACGAUCCUCAGAUCUUUCGACGACAAUAAGUGGAAACCAGGUCUUGAAUCUAUCCAUGAAACACCUGAAUUGUAA